Molecule: messenger RNA, 2073 nt
Organism: Leptopilina boulardi
Lineage: Eukaryota; Metazoa; Arthropoda; Insecta; Hymenoptera; Figitidae
Product: protein THEM6-like
Exons: 4
Coding region: 444-1112 (222 amino acids)
Source: RefSeq, a predicted model, not a curated record
AUUUUAAUAAAAACUUAAAUAAAAACCUAAUUUGAAAAAAGCUAAUUAAAAAAUAUAAAAAAAAAUUAAUUAAUCCACAGCAACAAGAGAAAAAAAAACAAAGUGUGAAAAUUUAAAUAAAUAAUAAUUAUGGAACUAAAGUUUAUCGGAAAAUAAAUUUUUUCUUUUUUGAUUUUUUUUCCCCUAAAUAAGAUGAAAAAUCUGUGAUAAGAAUGCAGUGCUCAAAAAUGAAGAUAGAAAAAAAUGUUAGUUUAUUGAUGAGUAGUCGACUUGGAAACGAGUCGUGUUUCAAGGAAUCAAUAUCAGCCAGUAGAGCAGUGCGACAGAAGAAAUUUUCCGUUUGACCACAAACAUAAGGAACAGGGGAGUGAAUAUUAAAAAAAAAAAUAAAAAUAAAAAAACAAUUAUUUUUCAAGUGAAGAAAGUGGGAAAAAAAAGAAGAAAUGUUGGUGUGUUGGGUACUGGCAGGUGUCCUUGGAGCAAUUGUGCUCCUUUAUGUCAUUGUGGAAAUUCACUAUUUCCUCAGGAUGUUAAUUACCGUCUUCUUUGCACGAUUUUGUCGUAAACGAGUUCACAUUCUCGACGAAACUUCUGUUUAUGGUAUUUGCACCACAACAGACGUGGAUACUCUUUUGUACCACAUGAAUAAUGCCAGAUAUUUAAGAGAACUGGAUUUUGCACGAGCUGAUUUUUAUGAAAGGACAAAUUUAUAUCGAGAAAUUUGUUCUCAAGGGUCAGGACUCGUACAAGGAGCUGCCACUAUACGUUAUCGGAGAUUUUUAAAAGUCUUCUGUUUUUAUAAAAUAACGUCCAAGAUUGUAUAUUGGGACGAAAAGACAAUUUUCAUGGAACAUCGAUUUAUAACACCAAGUGACGGUUUUGUUCGAGCCAUAGCAAUUUGUCGUCAACGAUUAUUGGACUGCAAUGCUGAGGCAAUUGUUGGUGCUCUUAUCAAUAAGGGAGUAAAACAAAAUGGAAAUGUUGAAGCUGGUAUCACACAGAUUGCCAACGUGAGACCAGAAAUCCCACCGGAAGUGGCAAGAUGGAUUGAAAGUAAUGAAAUAUCUUCAGCGGCGUUAAGAAAGACACCAGCUGUAAUUUCAAAUUGCUGACAAAGGGAUGACGCCAUCGCAAAUGGCGUAGAAUCAUCACAAUUUCAUGAAACUACCAUGGUCUAAUUUUUAUAUACACCUGGUUCAUUGCACCGUAUAUUCCGCAUUAUAAAGUACCUGAUAUUGUUUUUUUUUUUAUUAUAAUUAUUUUUUUUCUGAAAAAUUGCGAUCCUACAAAGUGAUAGCCUCGAUUUUAUAUUCAUAAGUGAAGUGUGUUGUGCUACCUUGAAAAUCACAAGUGACGAAAAAAAAAACUAGUUGCGUUGUAUUGAAUGACUGCACCUAAUUAAGAAACAUAUAAUUAUUAUUUAACUCCACAAAAUUCAGUGGGGAAUCUAAUUAACCGGACAAUAUAUACAUAAAACCCCCCCCCAAAAGUGUUCCUUGAGGACCUAAUUAAGAUUCGCUUCAUGAAUCUCUUAUUUUAGGUACUCUUAUCUAGUCUCUGAAAUUUUUUCGAAAUUGCUUUUUCAAUUAAUAAAUAAAUUUUCUAAUUAAUAGCCUAAUAAUAAAAAUUAUUUUUUAAUUAAUAGCCUAAUAAUGAAAAUUAUUUGAAAUUAAUUAAUUUUAUAAAAUUGACGAUUCAAAUAAUGGAAAAUUAAUAAUUAAUCAACUGUAAAAUUAUUAUUUGUAAAAAAAAUUAAUUAUUGAUAUCAAAUCACUUUAUUAGUUAAACUAAUAAUCAAUUUAUAAAUUAUUUUAACGAAUUUCAUAUAAGCAUCGAUAAAUCAAUUUGUUAAAUAAGGGAUUAGAGAAAAAAUUUAUUAAAAUUGUUUUAAUCGAAAACUAAUUAAUAAUAUUACACUCAGAGAAAAAAUCUAUUUGUCUCAGAGUGAAAUAAAUAUUUUUUUGUUUAAUAACACUUUAUUUGAGUUAAAUAAAAAUUGUAUUUGCGCUAAAUAAAAUUUUUGUGCUAAAUAAAUUUUUUUUAUUUUAAACAAAUAAAAAGUUAUUAUGAAGC